CAUCUAUUUGUUGAUUAUGUUGUGACAGGAAGGAUGAAAUGAUCUGUAGUACCUCUUGACCGACCAAUCAAUCAACGUUGGAAGUAUUGACGGCGCAACUAAAAAUACACGGCACGGAAGUUUUCGACGCCGCAAACAAAAUGGCUCUGAAUUUUGCAGACGGAGACAGAUGAAAACUUUAAAAAAAACUUUGCAAGUGCAAAUAUAUUCACAUAAAUAUACUUCAAUUGAAUAAAACGCCAUGCGUGCAAAUGCAAUUAAAAUGAAGGCAGCAUACCGCAUUGAACGCUUGAUAGCCAUAGUUGUGCUGGGAAAGUGAAAAGAAGUAACAAGCGGCCAAAUUGUGAAGAGGGCGAAAAAACUACCAGUUCUAGCCAUACACACUUACACUCAUACAUUCAUAUGUACACAUAAUGGAGGGUAUGGACCUGUGGACUUCAAUGUUUUCCUCCGACUUUGUUGAAGGAGAAAACAGCUUAAACGAACAAUUUGGAGACAUUGAAACCGACUUGGGAAAUAGUAAUGGCAAGACUUUUCCCGUCGACGAGGACGAUGGUGGGGAUGGUGAAGAGAAAAGAAAGGCUAAGAAUGUGGCAGAACCCGACGAUGAUGCCAUUUUUGACUUCGAGCUGGAACCAAUUGUGAGUAUUGCUGAACCGUCGCCAUUACCACCUCCGCCACCUGCGUCUGCCUCAAUUCCUAUGCAACGCCAAUCACUUCCCGCAUCGCUGGGCAGUUCUAUGUCUAUGACGCGUCCGAAGGAACUUCGAAUGUCUGUGGUGCCAAUGCGUCCCACAACGUCCCAGAUUAAUGCGACAGACGAGAACGGAAUACCGAUAAAUUACGAGCUUGGGGUUAUUUAUAUUUGUCCGGCAUGCGGUUCCGAGUAUCGGCAACAGGAUCUUUGGAAGCGCCAUAUGAAUCAAUCUCACCAGUACAAUACGCGCCGGGGCCUGAACUUUGUGGCCAUCGAUAAGCUGUACCACCGGUGCUUGGAGUGCAACAAACACAUAGCCAUGCACAGCAGGGAGAAUCUCUUGAAGCACAAAUUUACGCAUUUACCAUUUCGAUGUACGAAAUGUUACAUCUGCAAGCGGGAGUACAAAUACAGGCAGGAUUUAAUGGUACAUUUGCGUAUGACGCAUUGCGACGAGGUGGUUGCCAUGAUGCGAUCACCGUGUCAGGACGAUUACCACGCGGGGAAAAAGACGCGCGUUAGGGAACCACAAACGGAGGACCUAGGUGGCAAAAAGAGGAUGUAUGAUGAUGAAGAAGACGACAACAUUGAAGUAAAAAAUGAAGUGCUGGAACCGGAUAUGGAUGAACCCACGUUCGGCUUGUCCACAUUUAUUGAUGACGAACAGAGUCGCAGCUCGUCGCAGGCAUCGAACAAGAAAAAACGUAACGCAACGGCCUCUGGGGCCAAUGGUGGAGGCACUGCGGCUGAUAUAUGUGAAGAUUAUAUACACUAUAUGUGCCCGGAAUGCGCAACUGAAUGUGAUACACAGGCGCAGUGGAGUCAGCACAUUGAGUUCGUUCACGAUUUUGUCAGCCGACGAGGUCUGAACUUUCGCAGUGUUGACAUGCAAAUGCAAUGCAUUGAGUGCAACAAGUUUGUGCAGCCGAAUACUAUUAAGGCUCUGCGUCAGCACAAAUUCAGUCAUUUACCACACCAGGAAUGGCUGCGCUGCAAGCUUUGCUAUAAGGGAUAUGCAGAGCACCACUUGCUGGUUGAUCACUUGCUUAAGAAGCAUAAUUUGGAAACAUUGGUACAGGACGACGUGGCUGGAGGUGACGGGGAAGGAGAUGGUGAAGUUAACGACAAUGUGAAUGACCUGGACGAUGACUCGCAGCUGCAGAAUUGGGACCUGCCCCGUCGAGGAGGACGCCAUAUAUCUGCGGACGAUUUUUUCGAGCCGCACAUCGACUACCUCUGUCCACAGUGUGGCAAGGAGUUUCAAGAGAAAAAGCAAUGGCGCACGCACGUUGUAAGGGCGCAUGAUAUGAAUGAUCUAUCGAAGCUAAACUUUGAGGUGAUAAACGACCGGCAGCUAAAGUGCACAGAAUGUGACAAGAUUAUAACAAAUGCGUAUGGCAUACAAAAUGCGCAACAGCAUCGCAUAACGCAUCUACCCCACAAGGCGUUCGCACGCUGUCGCAAGUGCUUUAAGUCCUACACGGAUCGCAAGGGUCUGGUCAAACAUUUGGCCACUUACCACCGCGUUGGCUAUGAGCCCCGCAAAAUGGCAACUCCUUCAACUCUGCCUCCGGUUAAGCAGCCACGCAAACAGAUUGUAACAGUGGCAAAUGAAACGUAUGAGAUUAUUUACUUGGAUGAUGAAGGGUCGCCGCCGCCCAACGAGGACAAUGAUUUUGGUGAGCAAAUGCAGGCGGAUGAGGAGGAUUAUACAGUGAUGAACAGGGACACUGCUACCAAUUAUAGCCGAAGCUAUGGCAGUGCCAGUCCCAAUCGUUACAAGUGUGUGGACUGUGGAUCCCUGUUUUCCACGCAAGUGGCUCUUAAAACGCACAUCAGUGAGGAACACGAUUUCAUGGAAAAAUUAGAUAGUUCGGAAACCGCUGAACCAGCGGUAAGCAGUGCUAGUGGCCGAACUAUUGAACAGAACUACAUUUUCUUGUGUCCCUCCUGUGGUGAGGAGUACAAGACACAGUUCGAGUGGCGGCGCCACAUCAAUGAGGCGCACAACUUCGAUAAACGGCAGUAUUUGAAUAUGCGGCAACUGGACAAGUAUCGUUACCAGUGCACCGUGUGUAGGGACAUUGUGUGUAAUUCAAAGUUAAAAGGACUGCAGGAUCAUCAUUUUCGUCAUUUGCCUUAUCGCUUAUAUCUGAAAUGUCUGGUCUGCGGCACUUGUUACAACCACAAGCCCAAUAUAGCCGCACAUCUGCGCACACGUCACAACAUUAUUGAGAGUCAGCCGUCAGAGCGUGAGUUGCAUGCUCAAAAUCGGCUACUUAAGGAUCCUGUUCCUGAAUCGUCUACAUCCAUUGCUGUGGCGGCACGCACCCUUAAGCCCAAUCCCGGCCAGUUGCCCAUGCGACCGGCCGGCCUGAAUACGCUGGAAGAUAGCAUUUCCUAUCACAAUGCUGUCGACCUCGACUUCAUCACCUACUACUGCCCCAAGUGUAACAAGAACUUUGAUUCGCAUGCCUUCUGGCGUAAGCAUAUCGUUGAGCAGCACAAUUACAAUAGCCGGGAAGGUCUCAACUUCCGCCAAAUAGACAACCAUCACUAUUUGUGCUUGGAGUGCUACAAGCGGGUGACAGUCACGCACACCAAGGGCGCAAUCGGCCAGCUGCAAUCACAUAAAUUCCGCCAUCUACCAUAUCGGUCGUUCAAAUGUCUGACCUGCAGCGGCGAAUUUGUGCGCAAGCAAAUGUUCUUCAAACAUCUGAAUCGCGAUACCAACCGGUGUGACACCCAACCGCGCAGUAGCACAGACGAGCCGUGUGCGGGGCAAGAGUUGGAACAGGAAAAAGAGCAACCCAGCAGCGUUGUAGAGGCCGAUGACGAUACUGACGUGAAUCCGAAUACCUAUCAGUUGCUGUGUCCACAGUGUGGCGAUGAGUUCACCACCAAGGCAUUGUGGCGCGAGCAUAUUAAUAUUUUCCAUGGACUGGGAAAGCGCGAGACCUUGUGUUUCAAUAAAAUUGGCGAAGCUCUAUACAAAUGCACCGAAUGCGAGGAGACGCUGGAAACAAACAAGGUUCGCGUGCUGCAGCAGCAUAGGUUCAAACAUCUACCCUAUCCAGCCUAUAUACGCUGCGAACUGUGCCAGGGCGGCAAGUGUAUGAACAGCAUGCGGGUCCUGCAGCAUCACAUGCGCGAGAAACACCCAUCGUUGGCUGAAGAUGAAGCCAAAAUGCAAAUGCUAAGGGACGAUGAUGAGGAGGACAGUAUUCCUCCCAAUGAUGGACCCUAUAUGCCCUUGCCGCCUCAUCUGCUUGACGAUGUGAACGACAUUGACUUCGAUGAACAGUAUCUGCUAGGCUAGGCUAGAUAGCUGAGAAUAUGCUUCCAGUGGCAAUACACAAUUUUCACUCUUAUUUGAUAUUAAGUAUUUAAAACAUAUACUAAUCUAUAUAUAUUUCGUAGACAUUAGCGCUUCUGUUUCGACUCAUAUUUGUAGGUAAAAAAAUAUUAUUAAAAAAGGUAUGAAAUUAGUACUAACCUCUGAAAUUAAUUUAAGAAAGUACACUUAUUUAUUUAAGUUAGGCAGACUACGUAAAGCCGUUAAUGAACAAAUUACGCGAAACAAUUGGAAAUUAAAUGACAUACGAAAAUCAUGAUUAAAAACUUAAUUAUAUUCAUAAAUCCCUGUA
This is a messenger RNA of Scaptodrosophila lebanonensis, 4344 nucleotides long. RefSeq names its product zinc finger protein Xfin. Bases 414 to 4016 code for a protein of 1200 amino acids. Gene Ontology annotation, biological process: regulation of transcription by RNA polymerase II. The transcript has 2 exons. Gene Ontology annotation, cellular component: nucleus. NCBI's taxonomy places the organism in Eukaryota, Metazoa, Arthropoda, Insecta, Diptera, Drosophilidae. Gene Ontology annotation, molecular function: DNA-binding transcription factor activity, RNA polymerase II-specific; RNA polymerase II transcription regulatory region sequence-specific DNA binding. The record is from RefSeq and is a predicted model, not a curated record.